AUGGACAUGUCCUGUCGAGGGUCCCCCCCCGACCUGCUGCUGCUGCUGUCCCUGACGGCCUGGCCGUGCUUUGGCGUCUCCAGUGCCUGGUACGUCCUGUGCUCCCUGGAGGACGUGGCUGGGCCGCCUGCUCGAGGGAGGAGGGCUCUGAAGCCCCCAGGCCCAGGUCCUGAAGUGCGCGGUGACCUGCAGGCUGCACCUGGGUGCUGCUCAGGCCUGGCGAGCGGGCAGGGCCCAGGAAGCGACCUCUCUGGGCGCUGUGCGGCGCCCGUGCACCUCGCCCCCAUCCGUCUCGUUUUUGUCGUUCUAGGAUGGGAAUCCCAACUGCUGGAGACCGGGUUCCUGGGGAUAUUCCUGUGCCCUCUCUGGACGCUGGCCCGACUGCCCAGGUGCACCCCCACGUCCCGGAUCGUCCUGUGGGGCUUCCGGUGGCUGAUUUUCAGGAUCAUGCUUGGGGCGGGCCUGAUCAAGAUCCGUGGGGACCGGUGCUGGCGAGACCUCACCUGCAUGGACUUCCACUACGAGACCCAGCCGGUGCCCAACCCCCUGGCCUACUACCUGCACCGCUCGCCCUGGUGGUUCCACCGCUUCGAGACGCUGGGCAACCACUUCGUGGAGCUCCUGGUGCCCUUCCUCGUGUUCCUGGGCCGCCGCCUGUGCGUCCUGCACGGGGCCCUGCAGAUCCUGUUCCAGGUCGUCCUCAUCCUGAGCGGGAACCUGAGCUUCCUGAACUGGCUGACCAUCGUGCCCAGCCUCGCCUGCUUCGACGACGCCACCCUGGGACCCCUGUUUCCCUCGGGGCCGGGGGGCCUGAAGCGCCAAGUCCUCCAGCUGCAGAGGAAGGAGCCCCCCGGGGCCCAGCCAGGGCCCACGUACG
Messenger RNA from Lepus europaeus (European hare), 877 nucleotides. Its product is annotated as lipase maturation factor 1-like. The annotation marks the transcript as partial. Gene Ontology annotation, biological process: protein maturation. The transcript has 5 exons. The record is from RefSeq and is a predicted model, not a curated record. NCBI's taxonomy places the organism in Eukaryota, Metazoa, Chordata, Mammalia, Lagomorpha, Leporidae. Gene Ontology annotation, cellular component: endoplasmic reticulum membrane.